CGUAACGCCUGACAGGGUACUUGUCAAGUUUUCCUGUUUCUGUUUUGAUUAACUUGUUUUCGACAUUGGAGUAUUUGUUUUUGUGUUGCACCGGUCCACCAGCAAGCUAAUCCCAUUACAACAAAUGAUGAGCCACAUCCGCAAGCUGAGCAACCCCGCAGGAGAGCGCAACAAGGCCCCUAUUCUGGAAGUGCUACAGAAGUUCUUGGAUAAAAACCGACCGAACCAGAAGCUACUGGAAAUAUCCUCCGGCGUUGGCCUUCAUGCAGCCUAUUUCGCUUCGCACUUUCCACAAAUCCACUACCAACCGUCGGAGUACGACACAUCACUUUUCGGGAGCAUAGAAGCAUACCGAGCGGAAGCCCAGGCUCCAAAUCUCCAGUCUCCCGUACCCAUCGAUAUUUCCCAACCGUGCACCGAUUGGACCAACGAUCAUGGGAUCAAUUUUGCCAACUCCGGAGAAAGCUACGAUUACAUGCUCAAUAUCAACAUGAUGCACAUUUCGCCGUUCCAAUGCAGCGAGGGUCUGUUUUGGAACGCGUCUCGAUUGCUAAAGCAGGGUGGUUUGCUGAUUACCUACGGACCUUAUGCUGUGGACGGGAAGCUAACUCCGGAGAGCAAUGUACAAUUUGAUGCUUCGUUGAAGUACCGAAACCCCUCAUGGGGCAUUCGAGACGUACGUGAGCUGGAGAAACUGUCCAAUACGAAUGGUAUCACUUUGAAACAGAUGUUCGAUCUGCCGGCUAAUAACAAGUGCUUGAUCUGGGAAAAGGUUAAGGGGUUACAAAACUAAUAAAUAUGCUUCAUCGUGUA
This is a messenger RNA of Aedes aegypti (yellow fever mosquito), 813 nucleotides long. Its product is annotated as methyltransferase-like 26. The record is from RefSeq and is a predicted model, not a curated record. The transcript has 3 exons. The coding region runs from base 125 to 793 and encodes 222 amino acids. NCBI's taxonomy places the organism in Eukaryota, Metazoa, Arthropoda, Insecta, Diptera, Culicidae.